Messenger RNA from Frankliniella occidentalis (western flower thrips), 2496 nucleotides. RefSeq names its product rhythmically expressed gene 5 protein (gene Reg-5). The record is from RefSeq and is a predicted model, not a curated record. NCBI's taxonomy places the organism in Eukaryota, Metazoa, Arthropoda, Insecta, Thysanoptera, Thripidae. Bases 222 to 1058 code for a protein of 278 amino acids. The transcript has 8 exons.
GAGCCGACCGCCGCGCCGCGAGCACAGAGAGAGGCACGCCGCACCGUAACCGCGACUCACCGCGCGACUCGCCGCGCCCCCCGAGUGCACCGACGACGAGCGCUCGCUCGAGCAUCACGACACGACCGACCUGCUCGAGGUGUCUACCAGUGACCUCCCCUCCCCGGUGUCCCCCCUGUGCAUCCCCCCGUCACUGUGCCGCCCUGGAGGCAGCAACAGCCAUGCGGGGCAUCGUCGCCUUCCUGGUGCUCGUCACCUGUGGAUUAGUCUCCGGGUCGGCCAUCCCCAUGUGGGAGUUCCUCAGCCGGGGAGAGAAGAUGAGCCACCUGUUCAACAUGUUCGUCAAGCAGGUCGAGGACCACUGUGAUCAAUCCACCAUGCCGGACUGCAACAAGGUGCUGAUGGUGUACGGGCUCACCAACCUGGCCAAAAUGGACGACGACAGCCUCGACAAGAUGGACCCUUACCAGCGGGGGGCUCAAGACAUCAUCUGGGACUCGAUGAUGAAGGGCAGCUACAAGAGCCCCGGCGUGAGCCCGACGCCCAGCGCCGCCACCAGCACCAGCCCCUCCCGGCGCAACGAGGCCCAGGACGUCUAUGAGGAUGACGGCGAGCUCACCGACGGCGGCAACAGCCUGGGAGGCCCCGGCUCCGCGGCGCAAGACCAGGACGACCGCUUCGUCUUCGGCCACGCCAGCGGCCCGAUGGUGGUGCGGGUCAUGCCUGACGGCUCGCCUGUUCCCGGGGACGCGGAGAGGCUGAUGCCGCGCGACGAGGACGCCGAGGAGUUCCGGCUGAUGCGUGGCCACCCCAUGCCUUCCUUGGAGGAGCUGCAGCAGCGCGCGCCGGGCCGUCAGCACCAGCCGCGGCACCGCGGGCCCACCCCGGCCGCCUCCAGCAUCGCGGCUCCGGACCACGACAGGUACCAGCCGAGCCCACCUCCCGCGGGACACUUCAGCCGUUUGGUGAGCGCGUCGCAACCCCACGCCAAGUUCGCCCUGCCUCCCCCCGGCAUGAACUUCAGGAUAGCGCCUCGACCCCACCAGCACCAACAGUAGCGGGGGCCGCCUCGCAACCCUACUUUAUCCGCAGUCCCACCAUUCGCAAUUGACAGCGUCGUACAUCAUUGCAAAAAAAGUUUGUUUUUCAUGCAAAAGUGAUAGUUUGAGAAAAUUUUCAUGUUUUUUUUCAUUUUGGUUAGUACUAGUGUACGUUUCAUUUAUGUUUCUUUUUUGAACACCGGAAAAACAUAGGUUCUAUGCAGCACCUUGGUAGAUGCUAGUGCCCCAGUGCCUUUAGAAAAAAAGGUGCUACCACCACAAAUAUGUGCUAGAUUUAAGGCCUUCAGUACCUGUAUGCUACAGGCUCUACGCCGUGAGGAUGAAUGUUGUUGAUAAAAACGUUAUCUUUACGAUGACACUACUCGUUUGAUAUGCCACUUCUGUCUACUUAACGAUAUAAAAGUGGCGCCCUGCGAACGAUAGUUGUAACGUAACGACAUCGUUGCGACACCGUUGUUACGCACUUUAUAGCACCCCCAAAACUUAUGUUGCACCCAGUAAAGGUGCUAAGUAGCACCUGUGUUUUUCCAGUGUGUAAAUUACCAGGUGGAUGACUCACGCCGCGCACUUUUGUAUAAAUACUGCGAGGAAGCAACAGGCAACCCACCCCGUGCUGUACAGCAUAAGUACGAAAGUACGCGGCGUGAGUCAAACACCUAGUACAAUUGUGGACCUUGCCGUAUUAAAAACAUAUAGUGGGAUAAAACUCCUAGUAUUUCAUAUUCACUUCAUUAGUGUUUUAGUAUCAGUUUUAAUGACAUCAAACUGACUGUGCCAAAUUUGAUUCUCUUUCAUUACCUUUUGCUCUUUUGUUGUUACUAUUUCACUGUGUAGUAUUCAAUUUGAUGUUCACAACAUUUUUAUAAAUUGAUGUUAUGAUUUGGUACUGUUAGUAUAAUUUUCAUUUUUUUUAAAGACAAGUGUAUCAAUUCCAAAUAAUUGUAAAUAUAUUUAUAAUACCGGUGCUGUAGUUAAUGGUAGAAAAUACAUGACAGGCUUCGAAAACGAAAGAGAGUAAUUUAUGUCUAGAAAGCUAGCUUUAAGAAUUCUGUUUUCUUUUGUACUGUUUUUUGUUAAAUGAAGCAGUAUUUGUUAUUUUCUUAAUAGGUAGUUUUGUAUAUAGAUUGAGAUCUUGUCUUGAAUGAUAUUGUAGUUUUGCCUUGCUUUCCUUUUGUAAAUAAUUCCCUUCAUUAACUUAUUUCAUGUUGUAGAAAAAGAUCAAACUGCGGCAAUUAAUUUAGUAUAUAUUUAUAUUGAACAGUCGACGUGUUUCGUCCCCCCGUUCCCUGCAAGUUUGACAAUACCCUUAAAAUUUGUUGCCUUUCCCUAUGUAUUUUCCAAGACUCUUUGGUUUUAUAUCCAAGGCCGAAAAAUAUUCUGAAAUUGUUUUGUCAUGAACAUGUGAUAUUCAAAUAAAACAGCUUAGAACUUUCAA